CAACCAUAUUGACUGGAAUGUAAACACUUCGUUUUAACUCAAUUUUAUGGCAAAAGCACAAAAACAAGUACAAAAAUUUCAGUAAAUGUUACUAUUAUUGAUUUUCCCCAGUCGCGAUUCGAAAUUGAGCGUAAAACCCAGCGAAUCAGCUGUUUGGCGGCAACGACGGCACAACAAAACAAUUAAAUAUCCGCCGCAGCCGCAAAACAAAACAAAUAAAAGCAACAACAAAAUAAGUGAACAACAAUAACAAAAACAAAACCAACUGCGCCGCGAUAAAAUUGUUUGCCAAUAAGAAUCGGGCUUAGUGCGGAUUGGCAUCCGAAAGAUACAGGAAAGAUGGUUUUUUUUUCUCUCCUUUUUUUUUGUUUUUUGUUUUUGGUCGAGGCUUCGCGGGCUUCCGCCACUGGACCGCGCUUCAAUCGCAUCCGGACGGUGUCGAGCUCCCAAUUUAUGACGAAGACAAAUCGCUUGGUGAUUUUGAGGCAUGGCGAAAGUGAUUUCAACAUAGAGAACAAAUUCUGCGGCUGGCAUGAUGCGCCAUUGAGUGAUUUCGGCGUGCAGGAGGCCCUGACUGUGGCGAUUCCAGCACUCUCCCAAUCCCAGUUGGAAUUCGACGUAGUCUACUCAUCCGUAUUGAGCAGAUCCCGUCAAACGGCCGAACUGAUUCUCUCCAAGUUGAACUGCGCCUACGUGCCCAUAAAGGAGGAUUGGCGACUGUGCGAACGGCACUACGGAAAUCUGACAGGUUGCCGGAAACGAACCGUAGCCGAUCGCUAUGGCGAGGAGCAGGUUCAGGCGUGGCGACGUGGAUACGACUGCGUACCGCCGUUCAUUGAGGAGAGCAAUCGGUACUUCUACACCAUUUGCAGCAAUCCCAUAUUCGAUGAUGUUCCUCGCGGCGAGUUCCCCCUCGCGGAAUCCCUACACAUGUGCGUCGAUCGGGUGAAGCCCGUGUGGAAGGAGGUCAGGCGGGAGGUGCUCAAAGGCUCCCGGGUACUGAUGUGCGUCCACGGAACUGUGGCGCGUGCCCUCGUCCAGCACAUUGAGGGAAUCUCCAACGAGGCCAUCGAGAAGGUUAACAUUCCAAAUUGUGUGCCACGCGUUUACGAGUUCGAUUUGAGUACGGGAGGCUUGGUUGGAGCUGCCAUCAAUCUGGGGGAUCAGGAGUACAUCAGACGGAAGACAGCCCAGGUGGCAGCCAUUGGUGACUGAUUGCGGAGCACUCCGAUCGACUUUUGUGGAAUUUACAUCGAUAUGAUAUGUGGCCGCCUGCAUUUACUUAAGCCUCUACCGUUUUAAGUCUGAGGAGAUCGGCUGAUAAGGAUAUUAUGACUACUAUUUAUUCGUCUACCCCAUCUGAUAUUUUCGGCCAAAAAUAUACAAUUUAUACAAAAUAUAUACGAUGGAGAAGAUAACAUAUACAUAAAUGUAAUAAAAUUAAGUUAUUUCGUUUCAUAAAUACCAAUUGGAUGUGCUACACCCAAUAAAAACA
Messenger RNA from Drosophila yakuba, 1495 nucleotides. Its product is annotated as phosphoglycerate mutase 2. The record is from RefSeq and is a predicted model, not a curated record. Lineage: Eukaryota; Metazoa; Arthropoda; Insecta; Diptera; Drosophilidae. Gene Ontology annotation, biological process: glycolytic process. Gene Ontology annotation, molecular function: intramolecular phosphotransferase activity. The coding region runs from base 340 to 1215 and encodes 291 amino acids. The transcript is spliced from 4 exons.